AUGUCUAUCUCUUACAAAACUUGGCACAUUGUUCCUUCACCCCUUCCUUUGUUUCUCCUACUCUGUUUAGUACUGGUAAGAACCAAAGCAACAUCAACUGAUUUUGACUUUGGUACUGUAACACUUGGCAGUCUUAAACUCCUCGGCGACGCUCACUUAAACAAUGGCAGCGUCCGUCUCACUCUUGACCUCGCAGUCCCCAAUUCCGGCGCCGGCAAAGUUCUCUACUCUAAACCCAUCAGAUUCCGGCAACCAUCCACUCACUCCAUCGCUAGCUUCUCCACUUUCUUCUCCUUUUCUAUUACUAAUCUAAACCCUUCCUCCAUCGGUGGGGGCCUAGCUUUUGUCCUCUCGCCGGACUCCGACUCCCUCGGUGCUGCCGGUGGUUUCCUUGGACUCCUCAACACCGACGGUGGGCCUGAGGCUGCUUCCAGUUUUGUGGCAGUCGAGUUUGAUACUUUAAUGGACGUGGAGUUUAAAGACAUUAAUGGAAACCAUGUGGGUUUGGAUCUAGAUAGUAUGGUUUCUACACAAAUUGGUGAUUUAGGAGCUAUUAAUAUUGAUCUAAAAAGCGGUGAUCUUGUUAAUGCUUGGAUCGAUUAUGAUGGUACUAAUCAAAGCUUUAACAUUUCUGUUUCCUACUCAAAUCUUAAGCCCAAAGAACCAAUUUUGUCUUUUACUCUUGAUUUAGACCAGUAUGUUGAUGAUUUUAUGUAUGUUGGGUUUUCUGGGUCCACUCAAGGAAGCACAGAGGUUCAUAGUAUAGAAUGGUGGAGUUUUAGUUCUUCUUUUCAAUCAAGUUCAGGUUCCGAGUCGUCUUCUUCAGUACCUCCACCUCCAACGGCUAGUUUGAUGAAUCCAACUGCUAACUCUCUUAAGUCCCCGCCACCAACACCGGCUCCUACUGGUUUAGAGUCAGUUAAUGGUAAAAGUGCCAAGUCUAAUUCGUGUCAUAACCAGCUUUGCAAGCAGGGUGCAGGGGCUGUUGCAGGGGUGGUGACUGCUAGUGCUUUUUUUGUUAUUUUUGCCGGUGUUCUUAUCUGGGUUUUCUCCAAGAGAUUCAAGCAUGUGAAAAAGUCAGAGUCUUUUGCAUCAGAGGUUAUUAAAAUGCCUAAGGAAUUUAGUUAUAGAGAGCUUAGAUCAGCUACUAAAUGCUUCAAUGCGAAUAGAAUUAUUGGUCAUGGAGCAUUUGGGACUGUUUAUAAGGGUAUAUUGCAGGAGAAUGGAGAUAUUGUGGCAGUGAAGCGGUGUAGUCAUAGCAGUCAAGGAAAGAAUGAGUUUUUAUCUGAAUUGUCAAUAAUUGGGACUCUAAGGCAUCGAAAUCUUGUUCGGCUUCAAGGCUGGUGUCAUGAGAAAGGUGAAAUUUUGUUAGUUUAUGAUUUGAUGCCGAAUGGGAGUCUUGAUAAAGCUUUGUUCGAGGCAAGAACGCCUUUGCCAUGGCCACAUAGGCGUAAAGUUUUACUUGGUGUUGCUUCUGCUCUGGCUUAUUUGCAUCAAGAAUGUGAAAACCAGGUGAUUCAUAGAGAUAUUAAGACUAGCAAUAUCAUGUUGGAUGAAGGGUUCAAUGCAAGAUUAGGAGAUUUUGGAUUGGCAAGGCAAAUUGAGCAUGAUAAAUCGCCAGAUGCAACAGUAGCUGCUGGUACAAUGGGGUAUUUAGCUCCUGAGUAUCUAUUAACAGGAAGAGCUACAGAGAAAACUGAUGUGUUUAGUUAUGGAGCUGUGGUUCUUGAAGUGGCUAGUGGGAGAAGACCCAUUGAGAAAGAGACUACUGGGGUUGGAAAAGUUGCCGUUAAUGGGAAUUUGGUGGAGUGGGUUUGGAGUUUACACAGAGAAGGGAGAUUGCUAACGGCAGCUGAUGCUAGGCUCGAGGGUCAGUUUGACGAGAAUGAGAUGAGGAGGGUUCUGCUGGUUGGUUUAGCUUGUUCGCAUCCUGACCCGAUGGCUAGACCCACUAUGAGAGGUGUGGUCCAGAUGCUUGUGGGGGAAGCUGAGGUCCCUCUUGUCCCAAGAGCAAAGCCUACAAUGAGUUUUAGCACUUCACAUCUCUUGUUGAGCUUGCAAGACAGUGUGUCUGACUGUAACGGCAUGAUCACCAUUUCCUGUUCCUCAUCAGAUAACAGCUUCAUAGGUGGUCAUGAUCUAGUUUGA
Messenger RNA from Dovyalis caffra, 2148 nucleotides. The record is from the annotation of a GenBank genome assembly. NCBI's taxonomy places the organism in Eukaryota, Viridiplantae, Streptophyta, Magnoliopsida, Malpighiales, Salicaceae.